Phytophthora sojae is the source of this 660-nucleotide messenger RNA. RefSeq lists its product as hypothetical. The record is from RefSeq and is a predicted model, not a curated record. The transcript has a single exon. Lineage: Eukaryota; Oomycota; Peronosporomycetes; Peronosporales; Peronosporaceae. The coding region runs from base 1 to 660 and encodes 219 amino acids.
AUGUCGGCGUUCUUCGGACUCACUCUCCUCGGCUCGCAAAGCCCCUUCGACCCGGUGAAGGAGACUCCCAUCCAUGCAUUCCAGUCGCGCGACUUCCAGGACGCUUUCAUGCAGACCUACCGACCUGGGUUCUCACUGUACUCUGAAAGCGACGAAGAGGCCCAAGCUGCGAACGCGGAGCUCUACUCCGCCACCAUCACGCUCGCACAGCUGCCCGUCAUGCUGCGUUACCUCUACAAGUGCCCGAGGGGUGUCGACAACGUGUCUGCGAGUACGCGAAAGCUCGUUGAGCAGGCCUUCCGUCUGCAGAGCGUUGGGGCCGACGCGUCUCAAUCGAUCGAUCUCCAAACGUUUCUGGCCCAAAUGGAGGAGCUCUGCCGCCACUCGCAGUCCAUGGAGUCCGCUGCAGCCCACUCGGCGUACCUGAAAGACGGCGCAACCACGCGCGAGUUCGUGUCCAACCUCGACUUUCUUGGGAAGCUGGUCAAGCACACGCGCAUGGAGAAGGACCCGCGCCAGAAGACCCUCGCCCCCGUGACGGACUCCAUGACACUCGGAUGGAACCCGCCGACAAUGGCCACCAAGCGGAAGCCCACCAAGAGCUGCGAGGAGACCCGCUACGCCUGCGCCAUGGUCAAAGCCGGUGUCUACUACUACUAA